UCCUGUGGCUCCUCGUGCUCUUUCAGUCUCUCGGUCUCGCUUCAGGAGCCUCCAAGGACCUGGUGUGUGAGCCCAUAACCGUCCCCAUGUGCAGAGGCAUCGGCUACAACCUGACCUACAUGCCCAACCAGUUCAACCACGACACACAGGAGGAGGUGGGAUUAGAGGUGCACCAGUUCUGGCCCCUUGUCCGCAUCCGCUGCUCCCCUGAUCUGCUCUUCUUCCUCUGCAGCAUGUACACCCCAAUCUGUCUGCCGGACUACAAGAAGCCUCUUCCGCCCUGCCGGUCUGUGUGUGAACGAGCCAAGCGAGGGUGCUCCCCCCUCAUGAGCCAGUACGGAUUCGAGUGGCCUGAGAGGAUGAGCUGCGAACAGCUGCCCCAGCAAGGCGACGACGUCCUGUGCAUGGACCAGAACAGCAGCGAGACCACCACUUUGGCGCCACUGUUCCCCAAACCUACAUCUAAAGGUCGAACCAGACCUCCAAGUCCGCCUCAGUGUGACAGGGAGUGCCGCUGCAGAGACCCCCUUGUCCCAAUCAAGAGGGAGUCCCAUACCUUGUAUGGCCAAGUCCAUAUCGGUCCCCUUCCCAACUGUGCUCAACCCUGUCACCAGCCGUACUUCUCCCCUGACGAACGUGCCUUCACCAGCUUCUGGAUCGGGCUCUGGUCGGUGCUGUGCUUCAUCUCCACUUUGACCACCGUGGCCACCUUCCUCAUUGACAUGGAGCGCUUCAAGUACCCUGAAAGACCGAUCAUCUUCCUGGCUGCAUGCUACCUCUUUGUCUCUUUGGGGUACAUCAUUCGCCUGGUGGCCGGGCAUGAGCGAGUGGCGUGUGGCGCCAGUAGCAGUGUCGCCGGCGACGUGCUCCACAUCCUCUACGAUACCACUGGCCCAGCUCUCUGCACCCUUGUCUUCUUGUUGGUGUACUUCUUUGGCAUGGCCAGCUCCAUCUGGUGGGUGGUUCUGUCCUUCACUUGGUUCUUGGCUGCGGGAAUGAAGUGGGGAAGCGAAGCCAUCGCAGGAUAUUCACAGUACUUCCACCUCGCUGCUUGGCUCAUCCCAAGCGUCAAGACCAUCGUGGUUCUGGCUCUCAGCUCUGUGGAUGGGGACCCUGUUGCUGGGAUCUGCUACGUCGGGAACCAGAGUUUGGAGAACCUUAGGGGAUUCGUUCUUGCACCUCUUGUGGUCUACCUCUUCACUGGCUCGCUUUUCCUUCUCGCUGGAUUUGUCUCGCUCUUUCGCAUCAGGAGCAUCAUCAAGCAAGGUGGAACCAAGACGGACAAACUGGAGCGGCUCAUGAUUCGCAUUGGGCUCUUCACGGUUCUCUACACAGUCCCUGCAACCAUCGUGGUGGCCUGCCUGGUCUACGAGCAGCAUUACCGCCCUGGUUGGGAGCGAGCGUUGGCCUGCAUGUGCCUCUCUGAGCGCCAGCGUUUGGGCGUAGGCCCGGACUACGCCGUUUUCAUGCUCAAAUAUUUCAUGUGCCUGGUGGUGGGGAUCACCUCAGGUGUCUGGAUUUGGUCAGGGAAAACUCUGGAGUCCUGGAGGAGGUUUGUGGCUCGAUGCUGCCCCUGUUGGUCGCAGAAAGCCACUGCACCUCCCUCCAUGUACAGUGAGGUCAGUACUGCUUUGACUGGGCAUACUGGGACUGGGCUGUCAUCAGGGAUCUACCAUAAAGCUGCGCCUUCACAUAUAUGAGCUGAACUGGGAGGACUAAAGCUCAUUAAGUCUGUAAAAUAAAUUUGAAACUCUAAGAAUCCAGAGUGGGAGUAUGGACCAACUUCUGCGGGAUCAUGUGCUUGUGAAUUUUCUAGACGACAGUGAGGAUGUACAGAAAAAUGCACCAAAACUUCAGAGUCUAAAAGGGAAAAUUUAAAACUCUACAAAUG
Messenger RNA from Cheilinus undulatus (humphead wrasse), 1891 nucleotides. RefSeq names its product frizzled class receptor 5 (gene fzd5). The transcript has a single exon. The record is from RefSeq and is a predicted model, not a curated record. Gene Ontology annotation, cellular component: plasma membrane. Bases 87 to 1700 code for a protein of 537 amino acids. Lineage: Eukaryota; Metazoa; Chordata; Actinopteri; Labriformes; Labridae. Gene Ontology annotation, biological process: canonical Wnt signaling pathway; non-canonical Wnt signaling pathway. Gene Ontology annotation, molecular function: Wnt receptor activity; Wnt-protein binding.